Messenger RNA from Gadus macrocephalus (Pacific cod), 1076 nucleotides. Its product is annotated as serine/Arginine-related protein 53-like. Lineage: Eukaryota; Metazoa; Chordata; Actinopteri; Gadiformes; Gadidae. Gene Ontology annotation, cellular component: cytoplasm; nucleus. Gene Ontology annotation, biological process: alternative mRNA splicing, via spliceosome. The transcript is spliced from 9 exons. The coding region runs from base 126 to 1076 and encodes 316 amino acids. The record is from RefSeq and is a predicted model, not a curated record.
AUCGAUAGCUCUGCGUUCGACUAUUCGGUCUCCUCCUCAUUGACUCUAUCGGCCAACAACCAGCACAGUCUAGUCAGAGCACGGCUGCACCGUGUUGUUGUGACUGCUAUGGCUGUAGUGAAUGAAUGAACCUUGGGACCAGAGUUACCACUCAAAGGGUAAGCAGCACCAUGGGUCGACACUCCUCGGACAGUGAGGAUGAUAGCAGAAGCAAAAAGAAGAAGAAGAAGCAGCAGCGUCGUCGUUCGUCCUCCUCCUCUUCAUCCUCGUCGUCGUCUGGAAGCAGAAUGACCAGCAGCCGCAGUAAACGAUCCACCCGCCGUAGUCGUUCUCGAUCAAGAGAUAAGGAGAGGGACAGAAGGCGCAGGAGACGCUCCAGCAGCAGCUCGUCCCACGGGUCAUCCCGCAGGAAGAGGAGCCGCAGCGCCGACCGGGACAGAGGGAGGAGCCACCGCUCGCACCGGUCCCGCAGCCGCGACAGAAGGUCGCCGUCUCGCCACCAGCGCUCCCGCAGCAAGAGCCGCAAGCGGAGCCGCAGCCGGGAGCGGGACCACGCACGCCGGAAGGGCCGGGACCGAGACAAGGACAAGGAGAAGGAGAGGGACCGGGACAAGGGGAGAGGGCGGCACAAGGACAGAGACAACGAGAAGAGCAAGGACAAGGCUAAGGAGAAAGGGGACACCGCCAUCAUCAAAGCCGGUUUAGAGCAUCUGAUGCCAGCAGAACAGGCCAAGGUUCGGAUGCAUAUGGUUCUACAAGCGGCAGGUAGGCAGGGGACGUCUCUGGAGGAGCAAGUGAGAAGGAUAAAGGACAUUGAGGCCAUCGAGAGUGAUUCCUUUGUUCCUCAGGCUUUCAAAUCAUCCAGGGACGACAUAAAGGUGGAGCCAGCCGAGGUGAAGCAGGAGGACCCCUCUGAAGCCCCUGUGGAGGUGGCUGUCCUCCCCACGUCGAUACGCUACAACGACACGGACAACCUGGCGCACCCAAGCCCAGAGGAAGCCAGGCUGCACAGAGAUACGCUCCACCGUGGCAGCCAGGGACUCAGCCGUUACACGGAGCUGGGGCGAACUGCCUAG